Daucus carota subsp. sativus is the source of this 1464-nucleotide messenger RNA. Its product is annotated as DEAD-box ATP-dependent RNA helicase 6. Gene Ontology annotation, cellular component: cytoplasmic stress granule; P-body. Gene Ontology annotation, molecular function: mRNA binding; ATP binding. Gene Ontology annotation, biological process: cytoplasmic stress granule assembly; negative regulation of translation; P-body assembly. The transcript has 4 exons. The coding region runs from base 656 to 1078 and encodes 140 amino acids. The record is from RefSeq and is a predicted model, not a curated record. NCBI's taxonomy places the organism in Eukaryota, Viridiplantae, Streptophyta, Magnoliopsida, Apiales, Apiaceae.
UUGGUUCGGACUUAUAAAUUAUUAAAAGUGUUUGGAUGUUGAAACUUAUAAUUUAUUUAGUGUUUGGAUAACUUGACUUAUAAGCUAGUAUAGUUCGGUAAUUAUGUAAUAUAAUAUUUUUCCAUUUAAAAAAUAAAUCAUAAUAAUACAAUACCUUAUAUUAUUAAUAGAUGAAAUCUUUUACAAAUUUAAAAUAUAAAACUCAAUAUUAAAAUAAAAAGAAAUAAAACCAUAUGGGCACAAAAGAAAGGAAGCUACAUAAAACUACAGACAGAACUGAAUGGUCUAAUGAUUCACAGGAUAAGUAGAAGUAAAAAAAAACUAGGUUUACUAACUUCUUUUUCGGGCCUCUCAGAGCCCAAUAUAAGCACUUCCACGAAUUUGCCAAACGGUACUGAAAAAAUGGAAGUCCACUUUUACUUCAAAUAAGCUGAGAAGCUUAGUUCCCAAACACCCACAUACUUAGAAGUCGCCGGAGAUAUGUAUCUGACUUCGAAGUAUACGUGCUUUUAGUUUUUCUCAUAUUUAUGUAUUAUUCUCUAUAACUGCACCAUUAUUCUAAUUCUUAAUGUUGUGUAGCCGAGAAUUAUGCAAUGUAAUCCAAAUGGUAGCCGCUUGUUUGGUGUGAACCCGUUGGGUAAUACCUCAACUAGGAAUGAACAGCUCUCAAGACUGGAAAGCUCAAGUAAUUAAACCACCACCUGACAAUCGUUUCAAGACAGAGGAUGUCACUGCUACCAAAGGAAAUGAGUUUGAGGACUAUUUCCUGAAACGAGAGCUGCAUUCUAUAGCCCUUACUGGAAGUAAUAUUCUUGCUAGAGCAAAAAAUGGAACUGGCAAAACUGCCGCAUUCUGCAUUCCUGCACUUGAAAUGAUUGAUCCAGAUAAAAAUGUUAUUAAAGUUGCUAUACUAGUCUCGACUAGGGAGCUAGCCCUUCAGACAUCCCAAGUGUGCAAAGAACUUGGGAAGCUUUUAAAAAUUCAAGUGAUGGUCACUACUGGAGGAACCAGUUUGAAGGAUGAUAUUAUGCGUUUGGAGGUCUUGCAGUUGCUGCAUUUAAAGCAAUUCUUACGAUAAGGAACUCCAUCAGCAGACACCGUCUCAAAGAAAUGAACUGUUGUGUCACAAGCCUUGCAUUUGUCUGUUGUACCACUAAACGCCGCCAUCCUCAGACAAAUCCCUUUUCGAUCCAAGAACUUUCAAACUCAAACCAGAAGAUUAUUUUGAUCUCAACUUAAUUAAGGGGAAAAACAAGACUGCACCAUAAUGUUUUUUUUUUUUUGCAUUUUUUGUAGUCAUCUUUAACCUUUCAUUCCUGCAAUCCAAGGACAUUUCUAUUUUUGGUCUUUCUCUUCAAAAGGAAUGAAGGGUGAGAAAAUAUGUGGGAUAGAGAAUGAGUGUAAAAAUACUGUUAGAAACGCCAGUUUUGUAGGAUAAUAGUUAGUGGUUGAUCUUUUUCUUAA